This is a messenger RNA of Tricharina praecox, 1161 nucleotides long. RefSeq lists its product as uncharacterized. NCBI's taxonomy places the organism in Eukaryota, Fungi, Ascomycota, Pezizomycetes, Pezizales, Pyronemataceae. The record is from RefSeq and is a predicted model, not a curated record. Bases 267 to 1088 code for a protein of 273 amino acids. Gene Ontology annotation, molecular function: protein binding. The transcript is spliced from 3 exons.
UCUCAUCUCUCCUGUCCAAGCUCGCUACAGCUGCACUUUCGAUCGUGUGCUUUGCAACACUCCUCUCUUUCAGACCUGAAGCUUACAUACGACCUGAACCGUCGCCACACUCUCUCAUCUCUCCUGUCCAAGCUCUCUGCAACUGCACUUUUGAUCGUGUGCUUGUAACACUCCUCCUCUCUUUCAGACCUGAAGCUUCUACGACCUGAAGCUCCUACGACCUGAACUGUCGCCACACUCCCUCAUCCUCCAUCGCCACCCACCACAUGCACAACCCACAGACACAGAAGCAGACAGACAUGACCGACGCCAAAUCCAAGCUCGCUUUCUUUGGUGGCUUCGAGAAGCUCUUCAAUAAUCCCGCGCACUCAGACAUCACCGUCGCUGUCGGCACCUUCGAAUUCUUCGCGCACAAAGCCAUCCUCGGCUUACGAACAAGCUUCUUCACGAAUGCCACCAAUCCGUCAUCCGGCUUCGAGGAGGCAAAAGGUGUCGUGUGGAUAGAGGAGCACAGUUGCCAUGCCGUGUGGCGGUUUCUGGUGUAUUGCUACACUGGGGAUUAUCCGGAUAAGUCGAACUGGGAGGAAAUUGAAGACGAUCCGAUCCCCUUGAAGCAUACCCGGGUGUAUGCGCUCGCGGAUAUGCUUGGUGCACCGUGUCUGAAGAGCGUUGCCACGGCGAAACUCAAGGCGACGCUGGAUGACGACUGCAUCGCCGCCGACUUCCACGAGACGGUCCGCGACGCAUACUCCACCACAUACCCGGGCGACAAGGAACUUCGCAACGUCUUGGUCCACGCCACUCGGAAGCAUCUGCCCGAAUUGGUCAAGCACGAUGCAUUCCGCAAGGUUCUGCUCGAGCUUUCCGAGUUCUCGGGACAGCUGGUGCUCGAGAGUGCUGCGGCCCCAAAGAAGGUCACUUGUCCGACAUGCAAGCCGUGCUCGUGCUCGAAGCCGAUGCUCUGCAACUAUUGCUCCCUGUGCAAUAAGAACGUGGAUUUGGUGCCAGGCUUGCAGUGUGGCACCUGUGGGACCUGCAAGAUGGACACGGUUAAGCAUUUUUGUGGGAAUUGCAGUCGGUGGCUUUGAUACUCUUCUUCUCUCUUUUCCGUUCUGUACUGUAUCAUAGUGGUUGAAUAGAGCAGGCAGGUCAUCACUGGCA